AUCAACAAGGCUUGUGAGGAAUGUCGAGUUCGAAAGAUUCGCUGCGAAGGUGGAAACCCAUGUUGUCGAUGCUCGAAGCGUAACAUGCAAUGCGUAUAUCGCUUCAAAGUUCGAAAUCGCUUGAAGAAGACUCGAGUGAAAUCCAAACCAUUGCCAAAAAAGCAUAACCAGGAAACGUCUUUGGAACGACAAGUCAAUCGCAGUCAUGAGUCCGAGACUGAGGGUAAUCAGGGGUUUCACAUCCAUAGCAUCGCGGCACUCCCUAUGCCCUCUUACAACUUUCAACUACACUAUGGACCAUCCUCCAAUUUUUCAAUCAUGCAUCUGGUAUCUAGUCAAAUCUCCGGCGUUCCGCAACCUCUAGGGCGAAGUGAGGAGGUCGCACAGGUUGGCCCUGGAUUGGAUCUGUUUGAGUACAGAUUCCUAUUUUUUGGCGACUUGGCAGACUCAAAUAAAUCCGUGCCCACCGCAGGGGUUCAAUUCACCACUCUUCCAUCGCAAGAGCUGUCCAAUCAGCUGCUUGAGCGGUAUCUUUCAACCUAUUGGCAUUUGCUACCCAUCGUCACCAAAGAAAUCUUUCGGCACCGGCUUGCUCAAAUGUACUCUUCGCCUGGAGUAUGCGCAUUUGACUCAUUAGAUGGCAUGGUAGUGCUUGCUGCCAUGGCUGUUGGUGCAUCUAUGAUGGGAGAAGAGAAAGUUGCACAGAUGCUUUUCCAAGGGGUUAGAACCAAUGCAAGACGUGCCAGCGAAUAUGUGAAUAUUCAGUCUAUUCAUUUGGAGCUCCUGUUGGCACAGUUUCGGAUGGAAAGAUCAAAACCGCAUUCCGGAUUUAUGCACGUUGGAAAUGCAACUAGGAAGGCCAUUGCGGCCGGACUCCACAGAGGUGUUAAUAUCCGAGGCAAGCCAGAAGAUGCCUCGCAGCGCCGACUUGCAUUCUGGUGCACGUACGUUUGGGAAGUAUGGGUGUGCUUCAUUCUCGGGCGCCAGACAUCUAUUUCUGAGCUCGGCUUGGAUGUACCUGUUCCCACAGACAACAAGAUAAUUGCGGCCUUGGUGAAGUUGACAAAGAUUGUUUCUCAUUGCGCUGAUCGUAUCUACAAUCAAACUUACGAAUCACUGGUGCAUAUGUGGGAUGUGGUAAAUGAGAUUCGAGGCGAGCUCCGUGAGUUUGCUAAUGAGCAGCGUAAGGAAAUUGGGCUUGAACCUGACAGGGUAUCUUGUACCGGAGAAUUGGGGUUCUGUUUGACGACAAUAUCAGCGAUGUAUCAUCAUACUCAUCUACUGCUAUUUCGACCUUUCCUGAUACUCAGAGCAAAGCUAGACCUCAUACCACCCACGAUAAGAACUCCGGCAUUGAAUAAGCUCGACAAGCUCGCAUGGCUGAAUGGCGCGUGUGAGAACUGUUUAGACACCGCUCAGAAAUGUAUACGGCUGCAGAGAACAGUAUACAUGGCAUUUUUCCUCGAGGGGGCGUGCUUCGUUCUUGGUUUUGAUAUGCUCAGCAAUAAAUCACGGCGCACCAUCCAUCUCCCAUAUAUGCAGAAUGCCGUUGCUUGCCUAUCAACGAUG
Messenger RNA from Trichoderma virens Gv29-8, 1569 nucleotides. RefSeq lists its product as uncharacterized. The record is from RefSeq and is a predicted model, not a curated record. The transcript has 4 exons. Lineage: Eukaryota; Fungi; Ascomycota; Sordariomycetes; Hypocreales; Hypocreaceae. The annotation marks the transcript as partial. Gene Ontology annotation, cellular component: nucleus. Gene Ontology annotation, biological process: DNA-templated transcription; positive regulation of transcription from RNA polymerase II promoter by galactose. Gene Ontology annotation, molecular function: DNA-binding transcription factor activity, RNA polymerase II-specific; RNA polymerase II cis-regulatory region sequence-specific DNA binding; zinc ion binding.